Molecule: messenger RNA, 2182 nt
Organism: Centropristis striata (black sea bass)
Lineage: Eukaryota; Metazoa; Chordata; Actinopteri; Perciformes; Serranidae
Product: H-2 class I histocompatibility antigen, alpha chain-like
Exons: 6
Coding region: 12-632 (206 amino acids)
Biological process (GO): immune response
Cellular component (GO): external side of plasma membrane
Source: RefSeq, a predicted model, not a curated record
CAAAGGUGCACAUGUUGACAAAGGACACCAAAGUUGAGGCAAACCUCCUUUUGACGUGCCUGGCCACAGGUUUCUACCCAAAAAACAUCACCCUACAGAUCAAGAGAAAUGGCCGCAUUCUGAAAAAAGAGGACGGAUUGUUUUCCUCGGACUCUCUCCCAAAUGGAGACGACACCUACCAGAGGAGAGACUGGGUGGAGAUUUUAAGGAGCGACCGGUCUACAUUCACCUGUACAGUGAUACAUGAGGCAUCCAAUCGAAGCGUUACGGAAGGUUGGGUUUUAGAUCAUAAAGCUCCUGACUUCCCUGUUGAACCUGUCGUUGGUGGGGUGAUUGGAGGCUUGCUCGUGAUUGUGGUCGGGCUCGUUGUAGAGCUCAUCCUGAAAAAGAGAGGCAUAAUCUGUCGUCCACAAACUCAAGUCAACGAAGACGACGCAGUCAACGAAGACGACGCAGUCUGCGAAGCGGUACCUCGCGCUGGUUCCAGAGGAUCUAUCGACAGCAGCAUCUCCAAAGACUCUGGAGUCUCUUUUGAUGACUACAAAACCCCCGACUCCCAGAGCCUCCUGUCGGUGGAUGAAGUAGAUGAUGACUUGAUGAGUGUGAAGUCUGAAGUCUCAAAGUCUUCAUAGGGGUGGUAUAGACCGGCCCCUGUAACUCACACGCCAAAAAUGGCCAGCAGGUGGCACAAAACUGUUUUUGGCUGAUAAUUCCACAUAAUAUGUCGCACAUUGUUAAACCUUAUAUAUAUAUGUGUCCCCUCAAGUGAGCAAAUUUGCAAGAGAGAAAAAAAAGGUAGCCGAAAAUGGGCGUGGCCUAUAUUACAAGAUUCAGCACAAGUCAGGUAACGUGUGGAUAUAAGAUUUUUGAAUGUGCGAUAAAGUAUAUGGGAGUUAUUAGCCAAAACGCACUUUCCUUUAUUACAGCGCCACCUAGUGGCGGAAAUUCAGGAUGUUUAACAAUAAUUCAGGAAUUACACGACAUCGAUUCAUAUCGAAACAUUCUGUAAUAACAGUGGGGAUGUUAUUUAUUCAUUUAUUUUAGUCCACGAUUUUGCAUUUAUUUAUCACCCAGUUGCCUAUUUCAUGAUCCUGGGCGCCACCUCGUCUGUCAGUCUGGGGAGAGCCCUGAACCAUCCAGAGGAAGGCACUGUAGCGACCAGGAUCAUUCCUGUUCUUGUUCCCCUGUAAGGGGAACCUCGGGGGACAAGGGGAGAAUAUGCAAAAUCCACACAGAAAGGCCCUUUUGCCGACACCGACCAGCCCCUCCAACGCCCACAGCGUCCUGGCGGGAAUCGAACCCAGGACCUUCUAGCUGUGAGGCGAAUGCGCUACUGUUAGUUCGUUUCUUAUGCAGAACAGAUGAGAGGAGAGUAAAAUCCUUUUGACUAUUUAUUUAUUUAAGACAGUAAUGAAAGAGUGAGCAUGUACAUGGACCUUCUCUGUUCAGAAAUCACAGGUUGCUAAGCAGUUAGCUGUAACCACCUCCCAGAGAAGGAUGCCUAACUUACUUUUACACAGAGUUUUAUAAUGUAAAUGUGCGGCUAUCUGAUUGGUCAAAAACUGUUGGGGCAGCACCAUGGUUUAGACUCGACCCGCCCAUUACGUUAGCACACAGGCUAGUCCUAGCCUCUUGGUGCUUCAGCUUCUGGUCAGCGCCCUGUGAAAAAAAGCUAACAGCAGCUUUCUGUAUCUUGUCUAGUGUUGGUCAGUGCCUGUCUCCACCUGGUCAGUGCCUAUCUCCACCUGGGACCGUUACCUUGAAUUUGAGCACAAAGAGUGCUUCAGUUUUUUAUCUGCUUGCCCUCCAAUAAUGUGGCGAUGUGCAAAGCGUUAUCACUAUGUCCUUUCUGUUGCUACUCCUUAUUUCUGUGUGCUGUGCCUGGCAUAUAAAUGUGUUUUAUACUUAGCCAAAUACUUUCCUAAGCAGCAUUCUUGCUAAAAGUCAUAAUGCGAUUAUUCCUGUUUUUUUAUUAAUCUCUAACACUACCAAAUGCGCCAGUGUCCCCCCCCCAAAAAAAAAUGUAUAUAAAAAUGUUUUUUUAAUAAAAUUUCACUUUUUUGUUGAAUUUAUUUCAUGUCUGAUCGUUAUUUUACUGUCAUUUAUCAAUUAUGUUUGCACUUUUGUAAUAUAAAUUAAAGCAUUUUUCCUGCUGAUCUUUGGAGGAUUUUCAAAGGACAUU